AUGACUGCUAUGAAACAAAAACGUUCUCGGGAUAUCUUGAAACCUUACCAUUUUGAUCCUUCAAUUGAUGAUACAAUGCUCUGCUCCAUGCUACCGCCUACAACAACUGCUGACCCUGAACAACUACAAGAACCAGAGCAUGAACAGCAACAACAUAAUAAUCCGUUCAAUUGCUGUCAGGAAGUCAAGGUUAAGAUGGCCGAUCAGCAAAAGUUAUAUUUGUUGCCUGAGAAACGUACUAACAAUAUUUUCAAUUCAAAGUCUGCUAUGUUCGUGUAUUGCAACAUCCCACAAAUGAGCUUGGUUCAGUCGUUCCUGGACCUUAACACUUCUCUUCUUGCCACUGACGUCACUCUAGAUAGAAAUUCGUUUUCUUUAGACUCGACAAUUGAUAUACCGUUUGACCAAUCUGUUCAAGAUCCAUACUCUUACCGGUCAAACUCUCCGGAGGUAGCACCUCAAUCCACAGCAUGCUUCUCAGUAAAUUCCAAUUUAGCACCCGUGGAAACAUUCACAACCUUAUUGGAGGCAGCCGUCAAUUCUAAAAGACAAAUGCUUCAAUAUAGACAACAAAUCAAAAUCAAUGGUCUUAAUUUUUCAGAAUCAACGUUCCUUGACCAUUCAUGCAUACUGCUGGUACGUGGGCGUAGCUUUGGGGGAAAUUGCAGCAGACCUCCCAAGACACCAUUAAUUCCUGGAACUCGCUCGGUAUGUUACUGCCCAUCUAAGACUGGAGAACAAUACAAAUGA
Komagataella phaffii GS115 is the source of this 750-nucleotide messenger RNA. RefSeq lists its product as hypothetical. The transcript has a single exon. The coding region runs from base 1 to 750 and encodes 249 amino acids. The record is from RefSeq and is a predicted model, not a curated record. NCBI's taxonomy places the organism in Eukaryota, Fungi, Ascomycota, Pichiomycetes, Pichiales, Pichiaceae.